Molecule: messenger RNA, 2525 nt
Organism: Lycium ferocissimum
Lineage: Eukaryota; Viridiplantae; Streptophyta; Magnoliopsida; Solanales; Solanaceae
Exons: 11
Coding region: 382-2013 (543 amino acids)
Molecular function (GO): protein binding
Source: RefSeq, a predicted model, not a curated record
CCAAAAUCAAACCCCAGCUCUUAAAAGGGACACACCUUGAAAUUUUGUGUCUAUUUUCUUUGCAAGCUCCCAAAGGCCAAAAAACCAAAUUACAAACAUAAAACACAACCUUAAACUUAAAUCCAACUGAAUCUCAAACUCCAUAACACACAGAAAUAAAAACAAAAAAUAGGAAUUGCAACAAGAAGAAGAAAUAGCUGCAAAAAAGUCAAUAUCACCCUUUCCCAAAACACUUGAAACCCAAGAUUUCAUUUACAACAUAUACAAAACUGUAUUCCAAGAAACCCCAAAUUCUUAAAUGAUCUCAGUAUAAACCCCACAUGUUAGAAUUGUAGAUAAGAAGAGAAAAAAGGGGUUUUUUUUUUUUUUUUUUUUUCAAGAAUGAUGAAUUCUGUUGUUAGUAAUAAUAAUAAUUCAAUGUCACCAGGGAAUAACAAUAACACACAAUCACCUGGUUUGAAGACAUAUUUCAAGACUCCAGAAGGAAGGUAUAAGCUUCAAUAUGAAAAGACUCAUCCUCCUGGUCUUCUUCAUUAUGCUCAUGGAAAGACUGUUACUCAGGUAACCCUUGCUCAUCUCAAGGAUAAGCCGACGCAGGCGCAGCCCCAUUCAUCAUCAACGUUUGGAGUGAGCAGUGGUGUUAGGUCAGCUGCAGCAAGGUUCUUAGGUGGAAAUGGUAGUAACUCACUUAGUUUUGUUCGAGGAAAUGGUGGAAGUAAGUCUAUUAGUGGCAUGACUGGCAGGGUUGGAUCAUUUGGGGUGUCAAGUUCAAGUAAUUCUGUUGGUAAUUCAAAUUUUGAUGGCAAAGGAACCUAUUUAGUGUUCAAUGUGGGCGAUGCAAUUUUUAUCAGCGACUUGAAUUCUCGAGAUAAGGACCCUAUAAAGUCUAUAACUUUCAGCAAUUCAAACCCCAUUUGCCAUGCAUUUGAUCCGGAUGCAAAGGAAGGACAUGACUUGCUCAUUGGGUUAAAUUCUGGGGACGUUUAUUCAGUGUCUUUACGGCAACAACUACAAGAUGUUGGGAAGAAACUUAUUGGGGCACAGCAUUACAACAAGGAUGGUGCUGUCAACAACAGUCGCUGUACUAGUGUCGCAUGGGUGCCUAACAGUGAUGGGACUUUUGUUGUUGCUCAUGCGGAUGGAAAUUUUUAUGUCUACGAUAAGAGCAAAGAUGGUUCCGCUGAUCCUUCAUUUCCAGUCAUCAAAGAUCAAACUCAAUUUUCUGUCUCCCAUGCACGCUAUAAUAAGAAUCCUGUAGCUAGAUGGCAUAUUUGUCAAGGUUCAAUCAAUAGCAUUUCUAUCUCAAAUGACGGGGCAUUUAUCGCAACUGUAGGGAGAGAUGGUUAUCUGCGAGUAUUUGACUACAAAAAUGAACAGCUUGUAUGUGGUGGGAAAAGCUACUAUGGUGCUCUAUUGUGUUGUGCAUGGAGUAUGGAUGGGAAGUACAUUUUAACUGGUGGAGAAGAUGACCUAGUUCAGGUUUGGAGCAUGGAGGAACGUAAAGUAGUUGCAUGGGGUGAGGGACACAACUCUUGGGUAAGCGGAGUGGCAUUUGAUUCAUAUUGGUCAGCACCAAAUUCAGAUGGCAUGGAUGAAAGUGUUGUCUACCGUUUUGGUUCUGUUGGUCAGGACACACAGUUACUUCUAUGGGAUCUGGAGAUGGAUGAAAUUGUAGUACCAAUGCGCCGUCCUCCUGGUGGGUCCCCAACUUUCAGCACCGGGAGUCAAUCGUCGUCACAUUGGGAUAAUGCUUGCCCAGUGGGUACUUUACAACCUGCUCCAAGCAUGAGAGAUAUUCCAAAAAUUUCACCCUUGGUUACUCAUCGUGUUCAUACUGAACCGCUUUCUGGUUUAAUAUUCACUCAUGAAUCAGUGCUUACUGUUUGCCGGGAAGGACACAUUAAGAUCUGGAUGAGACCGGGGUUUGGUGAAAGCCAAUCAAGCAACUCGGAUUCUUUAUUGAGUACUACUCUAAAGGAGAAGAAGGCUUUUUCUUCGAGUUACAAGCAAUGACAUAACAAGUAUACAACGGGUUGCAAAGUGGAGGAUGCAGUAAAUGGGGGUCCUUUUCGUAAAUACUACCAUUAUUCGCUGCUCUUCGAUUAGUUUGCUCAUUUCUAAUAAGCACAUGAUAUGAGGUUGUACGAUGAGAUUUAACUGACCAAUUGUAUAGCGAACAAUGAAGAUGCUGCUGGGAGCAAGACAAGUUUGGAAGAAAGAACGGUGUGUGCCUAGAUUGUAAGUAUGAAAUGUUGACAAGAAUAUUUAAGUUGAUGGGCUGAAAUAAUUCACGUCGUAUUUGAGAUGUGUAAUUUCUAGUUCCCACACCCUCCUAGAACUCUCCCAGCCCCUCCUUUUUUUUCUUCCUUUUGUUCUUUGUUUCUCUUUCUCUGUAGCCAAUUUUGCCUAGAAACUAAUGGUUGACAUUUGAUUUGCAUCGAAUUUACCUCAUGUUUUGCCAUGUCCAACAUUUUGGCUGUGGCUUUAUGGAGGUGAUAAGCUUAUUGAAGGCAUUUUUUUGCAUG